Molecule: messenger RNA, 207 nt
Organism: Aureobasidium vineae
Lineage: Eukaryota; Fungi; Ascomycota; Dothideomycetes; Dothideales; Saccotheciaceae
Source: the annotation of a GenBank genome assembly
AUGUACGCCCCCAGCACUUUUAUCACAUGGCGAAAACACUCCCGCCGCUCGGUAGAGGAACUCCUCAACGACUUUACCAAUCUUGUCAAUCGUGGUGUUUUGAGUAUCAUCAAUUUGAGUGUUAGCAAGGCUUCUUUUGUUGCUGUUGUGGAAUGUGAGAGGGAUUGGGAUGAGAUUGAAGAGGAUGUUCUGCAAGCGAUGAGAUAA